Sphaerulina musiva SO2202 is the source of this 1246-nucleotide messenger RNA. Its product is annotated as ADP-ribosylation factor 6. The coding region runs from base 49 to 708 and encodes 219 amino acids. Gene Ontology annotation, cellular component: Golgi apparatus. NCBI's taxonomy places the organism in Eukaryota, Fungi, Ascomycota, Dothideomycetes, Mycosphaerellales, Mycosphaerellaceae. Gene Ontology annotation, biological process: protein localization to organelle; Golgi to plasma membrane protein transport; intracellular protein transport. Gene Ontology annotation, molecular function: GTPase activity; GTP binding. The transcript has a single exon. The record is from RefSeq and is a predicted model, not a curated record.
UACUACUGCUACUGCUACUGCUGUUACAGGUAAGGUGAAGUAGGAAUCAUGUACCACCUCGUCAAGUCCGUAUACCUGCACGCGACCAGCAAGGAGGAGUACUCCAUCCUGCUGCUCGGUCUCGACAAUGCCGGCAAGACGACGCUGCUGGAACAGAUCAAAAGCAUGUACAAUGCCGAGUACGAUGCGAAACUGAACACUGUGCCGACUGUGGGCCAAAACGUCAGUCUGAUCGAUCUGCCGGAAAUGUAUUUGCGAAUAUGGGAUGUUGGUGGACAGCACACCUUGCGAGGACUGUGGCAGUCGUACUACAGCAGUUGCCAUGCCAUUGUCUUCGUGAUCGACAGCACCGACAUUGGGGACGCGGAUAUCUCGCGGCUGUCGGAAGACACCACCAAGGCCAACGACGAGGGCAGAUUGGACGAGUGCAAGCUGGUUCUGGAAGACGUGCUGCAAAACGACGUUACGGAGGGUGUGCCGAUAUUGGUUCUCGCGAACAAGCAGGACCGCGAGGACUGCGUCGAGGUCGUGCGCAUCAAGGAGGGACUGGUCAAAAAGGUCUUCGAGGGUGAGAAGGGCCAGAAUGUGAGAGACAGUCGAGUGCUACCUUUGAGUGCAUUGACUGGGACUGGUGUCAAGGAAGCCGUCGAGUGGCUCUGCAGCAGAGUCAAGUGGAACAAGGACGCCAGGCCACCGGUGAUGCGGUGAUGGGGCCUGUUCACCUGAGCCUGAUCCGUAGCAAGGACGUCGCUGCAAAUGGUCAUUGUCACGAUCGAUCUGGUAGCCAUUACUGCUUACACCUACUUCCGACUUGUGGCUCGGUUCGAGUGUUGGAAUGAUCACUUUUCUCUUUACAGCUUACGCUGUACGAUCAGUAUCAAGCGAUCCACCUAGUCGGUUUCCAGAGACGGUCUUUCUGCUUUUGACUGCAUGCCGCGAGGCAGGCAUGACGGAGUAAGGUAGUCUUACACCAGAUCGUGGCUGCAAGCUCACACCGCGAUUCCACUCGAUUUCCCGUAAACCUCAGUAUAUCCCUAAACUUAAGGUACAACAUCCUCCCUUCACGCACAUUGGGCUGCUCUCCCACAUUCAUACUCGUUCCGCCGUCGGCUCUGGAACACCAGCAGCGCGAGUUUCUCUCCUUCGUCCCGCCCCGCCAAGGUUGUUAGUAUCGACAUAGCCAUGAAACGACCUGGACUUGCGACUGUGCAAUCUAGUGGCACUGAUACCGAGUCGGCACAUUCAC